Sphaeramia orbicularis (orbiculate cardinalfish) is the source of this 2117-nucleotide messenger RNA. Its product is annotated as allantoinase, mitochondrial. Gene Ontology annotation, molecular function: cobalt ion binding; zinc ion binding; allantoinase activity. Gene Ontology annotation, biological process: allantoin catabolic process; purine nucleobase catabolic process. The transcript has 12 exons. The record is from RefSeq and is a predicted model, not a curated record. Lineage: Eukaryota; Metazoa; Chordata; Actinopteri; Kurtiformes; Apogonidae. Gene Ontology annotation, cellular component: cytoplasm. The coding region runs from base 726 to 2108 and encodes 460 amino acids.
CAUUGUUUAUACUACACCUCACAGGCGGCUGGGUUGGAAUAGUGCGACGGAGAACAAAAUACGAUCCUGUUUCUUCCCUAAAACAAACCCGCAUUGGUUUAUUUCCACCGCUUUAGGAGACAAAUGUAAGUGAAGACGCGCCUAUGGUGGCUUUAGUAGGCAGUGCAGCUUCUGCAGCCUCCAGACGUCUGUGCAGCUCAGGGAUAGGCCACUGAUGCCCAGACGGGCUCAAUUAUACUGCACACCAGCAAUGCACACACACCAUGGUACUUGCCCACGCAGAUGUCAUAAUCCAUCACACUGCUUUUUGACUCGACUUCUUCGCCAUCGACCCGUUUUCUUCCUUUGCCACUCUCAGAUGUGCAUCACCCGAUGCAUUACAUAACGGGGAUCCGGGCUCCUGAGCUGCUCUUCCAGACCCACGUAAUGUUCUCGUCAAACGGCUUGGCGUCAUAACGCACAGCGCAUCGCUGGAGGCUGGAGCGACGAGGCCCACUGAGUCCAAGCUGCAUCCUGUCAGCCUCCAUCCCUCAGACUCCCGCCGCUCCGAUUGGCUCAAAGGCCUGCCCUCUUCUGCAGUGGCCAGCCAAUAGAAACAGUGCACGAGCAUCCUGCAGUUACACCGAUCAGGGGGUGGUACUUCUUCUCGUCCUCUGGGAUCAGAUCAGAUCUGCAUGGGCAGCGACAACAGUCUGUUGCUGCAGCUUCUGUAAUUAAGUCUCAACAUGGAGCUUGGAUCGACUGUCAGUGCUGUCAGGAGUAACAGGGUCCUGCUUGGCAGUGAAGUCCGUCCUGCUGUUAUUCUAAUAAAGAAUGGAAAAAUCCACCAGAUACUGUCAGACACUAACUUUGCUGGGGCUGAUUCCUGCACGAUGUUGGAUGUGGGCGACAGUGUGGUGAUGCCUGGUAUUGUUGAUUGCCAUGUACAUGUGAAUGAACCGGGCCGCACCACAUGGGAGGGUUUCUGGACGGCCACCAGGGCUGCUGCUGCUGGAGGGGUCACAACUAUCGUGGACAUGCCUCUGAAUAGCAUCCCUCCGACCACCACCCUCUCUAACUUCCAUGAGAAGCUUCGUGAAGCAACAGACAAGUGUUUUGUGGACACAGCCUUUUGGGGAGGUGUGAUCCCUGGCAACGAGGUAGAACUUCGACCCAUGAUCAGGGCUGGAGUUGCAGGGUUCAAAUGCUUCCUGAUCCACAGUGGGGUAGAGGAGUUCCCCCAUGUGACGGACUGUGAUCUGCAUGCAGCCAUGAAACAGCUGCAGGGCACAGGGAGCGUCCUGCUGUUUCAUGCAGAGAUGGACGUUCAGGAGACGACACAGGAGACCGGGGACCCCUCCCAGUAUUCCACGUUCCUGCAGUCCAGGCCAGAUAUCAUGGAGAUGGAGGCGAUCCGCAUCGUCACAGAGCUCUGUCUGCAGUACCAAGUGCGGUGUCAUAUAGUCCAUUUGUCCUCUGCCAAACCACUGACGCUGAUAGAGGAGGCUCGGAGGGCUGGAGCCCCGUUGACCGUGGAGACCACCCAUCACUAUCUCAGUCUGUGUGCAGAGAACAUACCAAUGGGGGCCACACAGUUCAAGUGCUGCCCACCCAUCAGAGGAGCGGCCAACCAGGAGCAGUUAUGGUCUGCACUGAAAGCCGGGAAGAUUGACAUGGUGGUCUCUGAUCACUCCCCCUGCACGCCUGAUUUGAAGAAACUGGAAAGUGGGGACUUCACUCAGGCUUGGGGAGGAAUUUCUUCUCUACAAUUUGGUUUGCCUCUGUUCUGGAGCUCUGCCAGUAAAAAAGGCUUUGAGCUGGCAGAUGUCGUGAGGCUCCUGAGCCAGAAAACAGCCCAACUGUGUCGCCUUGACAACCACAAGGGAAGCCUUGCUCCUGGCUACGAUGCCGACUUGGUCAUAUGGGACCCAGACAGAGAAUUUGAGGUUAAAGAAACAGGAAUACAUCAUAAAAACAAGUUGACCCCCUACCUCGGCCUCACACUGAAAGGCGUGGUGUGUGCGACUGUCCUCAGAGGACAGCUGGUGUACAGAGAUGGACACUUCUGUCCUGAGCCUCUCGGGAAACAUCUCCUUAUCCCUCAGUGGAAAAAUCAAGCUCAGCUCUGAGGAAAAAUA